AUGAAAGCAGCUUCAAGUUGGUCAGUACCUAACAUCGUUUCUUCCAUCUUAUUUAUCAACACAAUUUUGAUUCUGUUUUCUUCCCCUCAGUUCUGUUUCGCUAGAGAUAAUAUAACAGAAAAAAGUAGACUCGCAGAUGGGGAAACUCUUGUUUCAGCUGGAAAUAGAUUUGAACUGGGGUUCUUUAGCCCAUCAAGCAUCUCCAACGUGAAGAGAUAUGUGGGGAUAUGGUAUAUCUCUAAUCCAAAAAUACUUGUUUGGGUUGCCAAUGGAAAAAAUCCAGUUCCAGAUAAGACUGGAGUUCUAUCUGUUGCAGAUGGCACACUGAAGUUAUCCGAUGACAAAGGGAACCUUUACUGGUCAGCACAGCCUGGGGUUAAGCGUUCGACGCCGGUGGUGAAGCUUAGCGAUACCGGUAACUUGAUUCUACUCGAUCGUUCGAAAAUAUAUCUUUGGCAAAGCUUUGAGCAUCCGACGGAUACAUUUCUUUAUGGUAUGAAGAUGAAUGCCGAUAUCUUAUUAACUUCAUGGCGCAGUGAAGAUGAUCCAUCACCGGGAAACUUCACGUUCAGACUAGAUCCUCAAUCGCGGCCUGUUGUCAUGGAAAAGAGCACCAUUUACUGGAGAUCAGGUAGAGCAGAUGAACUGCCUUCUACAUUAGUCAACUUCUGGAAUUUCAGCCAGAGUAAAACACAAGAUUACCAAGAUAAAAGAAUGGUGUUGAAUUCUACUGGACAUUUACAGUAUUGGGAGUUGGAUGCAGACAUGAAAAGUUGGAACUUGAUAUGGUGGGAGCCAAACAACAACUGUAGUAUGUUCAAUUUUUGUGGCAACUUUGGCACCUGCAAUUUCAAAAGUUGGUUGCCAUGCAAAUUUUUACCCGGUUUCAAACCUAAAUUCUUGGAAAAAUGGAACGCCGGUGAUUUUUCGGAUGGCUGCACCAGAAACUCUUCAUCAUCAUGUGGCAAUGACUUUGUGAGCUUGAAAAGAAUGAAAGUGGAUGAUUCAUACUCACCAAUUACUGUUAAUGAUGAAACAACUUGCAGGGAGGAAUGCCUCAAGGAUUGCCAGUGCCAGGCGUACGCAUUUGUUGGCCAGAGAGACUCCACUAUUUCAUGUUUGAUUUGGUCAGAUGAUCUCAAAAAUCUUCAGGAGGAUCAAGACGGUGGCUAUGAUCUCAAACUCAGGGUUGCGCUGUCGGAUAUAGAAGCAACAACUAGAAAUUGUGGGACUUGUGGCACGAACUUGAUCCCCUAUCCCCUAAGCACUGGACCAGAAUGCGGUGAUCUAAUGUACUUCAGUUUCGACUGUAAUAACGACACAGACGAACUAAGUUUCACGGCACCUAAUGGAAACUACAGCGUCAUUACAGUCAAUCCAGAUGCACGAACAUUCGUCAUCCAAAUGAAAGCCAAAGAGGCAGAUAAUUGUUCUGCUAUGCAUUCUUCAGCAACCAGAAUUUUGCAGUUCAAUCAAUCCUCGCCAUUCAAUGUGACCGGCAACUGCAGAGGCAGUGUUGGCAACUUAACUUCUGAUUCUUCACUAGAAGAUACGGUUGAAGUCGAAAUUAGUUGGAAGCCACCACUAGAGCCAAUCUGUACUUCAUCGGCAGACUGCAAGGAUUGGCCGCAUUCAACUUGCAAUGAAACAGGAAAUGGACUGAGACGGUGCCUUUGCAAUACCACCUUUCGUUGGGAUGGAUCAGCUUUGAACUGUACCCAAGAAGUUGGACAGCUCGAAGGGUCUUCUAGUAGACGCAGGCGACUCCCUUUGAUCCUUGGAAUAUCUCUGCCAAUUGGGACGACCGUUUUGUGCGUUGUAGUUUUGAUAUACAUGUGGAGAAAAAAGGCGGUAAAGAGGCGAGCAAAACAUACAAAAGCUUCUCUUCAUCGGUAUGACACCGAGAGACGGGUUAAACAGUUAAUGGACUUGAGCCAUUUCGAGGAAAAAGAUGGCACAGGCAUAGAUGUACCGUUCUUCGAUUUCAAAAGCAUACUAGCUGCAACAAACAAUUUCUCUGAAGAAAACAAACUUGGAAAAGGAGGAUUUGGGCCGGUUUACAUGGGUAAAUUUCCAAGAGGGGAAGUAGUCGCCGUAAAGAGACUCUCAAGUGUUUCGGGACAAGGCUUGGAGGAAUUUAAGAACGAGGUCGUGUUAAUCGCGAAACUUCAACAUCGGAAUCUCGUGAGGCUAUUGGGAUAUUGCAUUAGAGGAGAGGAAAAGAUUCUACUCUAUGAAUAUAUGCCCAACAAAAGCUUAGACUCUGUGCUAUUUGGUGAAUCAUCAAGCCAAGUACUGGACUGGGAAACACGCUUCAACAUCAUUUUGGGAAUUGCUAGAGGACUGCUUUAUCUUCACCAAGAUUCAAGGUUGAGAAUCAUUCACAGGGAUCUAAAAACCAGUAACAUAUUACUUGAUGCAGAGAUGAAUCCUAAAAUAUCCGAUUUCGGCCUAGCGAGGAUGAUCCAAGGAAAACAAACCGAAGCAAACACAGAUCGAGUAAUUGGAACAUAUGGAUAUAUGGCGCCAGAAUACGCAGUAGAUGGCCUUUUCUCUGUAAAAUCCGAUGUUUUUAGCUUUGGUAUAGUCAUGCUAGAGAUCAUUAGCGGGAAAAAGAACACGAGAUUUUAUCAGGUGGAAGGAGAUGGUCCAAGUCUUGUUGGUUAUGGAUGGAGAUUGUGGGAAGAAGACAAGGCAUUGGAUUUAAUGGACGACAGAGUACGGCCAUGUUGCAAUGCAAGUGAAUUUAUGAGGUGCGUACAUGUUGGGAUGUUAUGCGUGCAGGAAGAUCCCGGUGACCGUCCCACCAUGGUCGAUGUUGUGCUCAUGCUCAGCACUCAAAACUUAAGCCUUCCCGUUCCGAAACAGCCGGCGUACUUGACGAGGAAACCCUUUUCUGCUACAGAUUCUUCGUUUACUAAUGCGGAAAUUAACGUUGAAAUCACUUCUUCAAUGGAAGAAGGUCGAUAGGUUGUGAAAGCUCUCGCUACCAAUGCCUAAAGGGGAACGUGGAUCAACUAAAUCUCUAACUUCGCUAUAAUGGAGGGACCAAAGCUAGAAUUUAACUUUUUCUCAAUUGUACAAGUUCAUUAUACUGUACACAUAUUUUUCAUUGUUCAAAGGGAAACAAAAUUACUAGAUUCA
Molecule: messenger RNA, 3144 nt
Organism: Hibiscus syriacus
Lineage: Eukaryota; Viridiplantae; Streptophyta; Magnoliopsida; Malvales; Malvaceae
Product: G-type lectin S-receptor-like serine/threonine-protein kinase At4g03230
Exons: 8
Coding region: 1-2970 (989 amino acids)
Biological process (GO): recognition of pollen; protein phosphorylation
Molecular function (GO): ATP binding; protein kinase activity
Source: RefSeq, a predicted model, not a curated record